ACAACAAUCGUCGAUUUCUUCCUUCCUGCCCCUCUCCGAUCGGAAUACUGCGUCAUAUCCACAACCCUUACAAACAAUUACUAUUCAUGCCUAUGUCUCUUUCUCGUCUUGGUCUUCGCCAUUGCCGAGUUUGAGCAGCCAGGGUGGUUCCCGCGACCAGAAGAGCUGAGCUCAGCAGUGGUUGGGUUCCUUGGUGUGGGAGCUAUUAUAUUCAUUGUUGUCGCACUGCUCGAGUACGUCGAAACACACACUUGGCCAUGGGAGGACGAUGGAUUCGUAUGGCCAUGGGAGGCACUACUAUGGGGUGGUACUGUGUACAAUGACGAGGAAAUAGACCAGAGUGUGAUGGAACAUCUAGGAUCGUUCGUCGCACAAGUGUCACCGCAGGUAGGAACGAAGAAGGCUAGUAGUUCCGAACAUGAACAGGCGAAUAAUUCUCAUAUGAUCAUCCCUCCGACGCCUUUCCUGUCCAGUGGGCUUAGGCCGACCAAUCUUUCCCCGCCCAUCAGACAUUCCUCUGGACUUUUGGGUGAAUCGCCGACACCU
Messenger RNA from Bipolaris zeicola 26-R-13, 546 nucleotides. RefSeq lists its product as uncharacterized. The record is from RefSeq and is a predicted model, not a curated record. NCBI's taxonomy places the organism in Eukaryota, Fungi, Ascomycota, Dothideomycetes, Pleosporales, Pleosporaceae. The transcript is spliced from 3 exons. The annotation marks the transcript as partial.